Molecule: messenger RNA, 1668 nt
Organism: Adineta ricciae
Lineage: Eukaryota; Metazoa; Rotifera; Eurotatoria; Adinetida; Adinetidae
Source: the annotation of a GenBank genome assembly
AUGUUAAAAACGAAAGGAUUGCUUUACGUUCUUUUAUCGAUAUUAUUGAUCGGAAAAGUUUCAUGCUAUGAAUAUGAACCAGUACUUGGUCAGCAAUAUAUUCAAUUUCCAACAAGUACGAAUAACAGUUUAGCUCAAAAGUAUUUUAUUCUUGGACUGGCACAUUUGCAUAGUUUUGGAUAUCAGUAUGCAAUCGAGCAAUUUGAAAAGGCAAUUCAUUUGGAUUCUAAAUUUGCCAUGGCCUAUGUUUUCUCAUCAUUGAGUUAUAUUCAGCCGGUUUGGUUAGAAGAAGAUCCGAAUGGUGGUUGGAAACAGGUCGAACGAAUGAAUUCAAACAUUGAUUUUGCAAAUUUAACACGGAAGGAACAACUCUAUGUUCAAGCUAUAAGAAAACUCUUUGAUGGUGGACUAAUCAUUCGUUAUGAUGAUUAUAUAUGUCAUUUAAAAGGACUUUACGCACUAUUUCCAACUGAUAACGAAAUUGGAUUGUUUCUGGUUGCUGUUCUAUUUCGUAAAACUCAACCUGAAAUUCGUGGUUAUCUUCAUCGAAGUCCACAAGAUAUUGAAUUACAAAUGAAUAUCUUGAGUUCAGUUCUUAAAUCGAAUCCAGAUCAUCCGGGUGCAUUGCAUUAUUUCACGCAUGUCUAUGAUCAACCUUUAACUGCGUUGUCUGCUCUCCCAAACGCUAUGAAAUAUUCUCGUAUCGCAUCCAGCUCACCUCAUGCUCAACAUAUGGUAUCACAUCUUCACCUUCGACUGGGUCUGUUUCAAUCCGCUUUACUUUCUAACUUAGAAUCGGAUGAAACUGGCGGGAACCUACAACGAGAAUUGCAUAGUGUUGAAUUUAUGCAUUAUAUCUAUUUAAAUAUGGGAAAACGCACGAUAGCAUUACAACUUUUAGAAAAUAUCAAACCAUUCUUCAUCAAUGGUUCGUUUUAUCGAAUGCAAUAUGGAAUUAUGUAUGAUCGACAUAUUGUUGAAACGCAAAAUUAUUCAUUUGCGUUCGAAAAUCCAUUUGAUUUGAUUAAUUGUUCCGAAUGUAAAGCACUAGGUGAUCUUCUCUGGCUAUAUCAAAUCAAUUCAGGAUUAUUACUGGUUAAAGGAUUUUCCACGGUUAAAAAUGAUCAAUAUUACAACUUUACUCUAGUCCAAAAUUAUAUUCGACAAUUGAGUAGUAUGUCAAUACAACUGAAUCAGACUGAGCCGACGCUUUCCAUAUCAAUCAUGGCUAUGCAGUGGCAAUUGAGAGCAUUUCAUCAAUAUUAUCGCUUAGCUAAAACAAAAGAAGAAAAAGCUAUUGCAUUAGAUUAUGCUCGGAUGGCCAGUGAGCUUGAGUUGUCUGUGAAUCCACCAUGUUAUGGUCCACCCAUCGAUCCUGUUAAACCUAGUCAAGAACUUUUUGGUGAGCUACUCUUGGAAGAUAAACAGUAUUCGGAUGCAAUCGAUCAAUUUUUGAAUGUGAUGGCAUAUUUUCCAAAUCGAACAUUGACACUGAUUGGUUUAGCGCGAGGAUAUUCAUCAUUGAACCAAACAGACUUAGCCCGCUCAUAUUAUUCUCGUUUAGUGAAUGAUUUACUUGCCAAAUCCGAUUAUGGCCUAUCAUGGUAUGAAGAGGCACAUAAUUAUUUAAGUGACACAUCAAGAGAUAUAUUCAAGUCAGUACUGUAG